Molecule: messenger RNA, 567 nt
Organism: Yamadazyma jaroonii
Lineage: Eukaryota; Fungi; Ascomycota; Pichiomycetes; Serinales; Debaryomycetaceae
Source: the annotation of a GenBank genome assembly
AUGAGCUAUGAUGAACAACUAGAGAAAGAAAUUGAAGCCAAUGACGGUGAUAUCAACAAGGUGUUCUUAAAACUUCAAGAAGAAUUCUUCAUCAAAUACAAUAAACUGGUUAAAUUGAAUAAUUUCGAAAAGCAUCAACUCAAAUUAUUAUCAUUCUAUAAAAGAAGAAAUAAUGCUAUAUUGGAUUUAUUAUCAGAAUUCGAACAAGGAGAAGAUGUUAAUGAAGACAGGAUUAGAAAUGUCGAAGCUAUGAAUGAAAGUUUGAAAGGAAAAUUGUCAAUAGACGAUUUGGAUGAAAAGAAGAUUCGAAGUUUAAAGAUGGAUUUAUUCCUUGAUGAAUCAAUUUCUGAAUUGGAGAUAGAUGAUUUGAUCAACAUUUCUAAGAAUCCUCAAGAUAUAGAGUUCUGGUUAAGAAGAAAUCAACCUAAUUUGGUAUUAUCGAGGUUUAAACCUAUUGAACAUAAGAACAACAAGUUAAUCAAGAACGAUUCUAAUUUAGAUAAUUUGAAUAACAGUUUGAAUAAUCAUGUCAAUAAUGUGGGUUCUAAAAAGAGAAAAAAGAUAUGA